This is a messenger RNA of Helianthus annuus (common sunflower), 1371 nucleotides long. Its product is annotated as porphobilinogen deaminase, chloroplastic. Gene Ontology annotation, biological process: heme biosynthetic process. The transcript is spliced from 5 exons. Bases 91 to 1203 code for a protein of 370 amino acids. The record is from RefSeq and is a predicted model, not a curated record. Gene Ontology annotation, cellular component: cytoplasm. NCBI's taxonomy places the organism in Eukaryota, Viridiplantae, Streptophyta, Magnoliopsida, Asterales, Asteraceae. Gene Ontology annotation, molecular function: hydroxymethylbilane synthase activity.
AAAUAAAAAAAUGAAAAAGAGGAUAAGCUAACUAAUGAAACCUGCACCCAUAUCCUCUUCCGAUCGAUCUGUUUCUCCACCAAAUCUUUCAUGGAGACAUUGAAUCAAACCCUCACCACCUUCAGAUCACCAUCUGUAGUAUCCGCUAACCGAUUGAAUCCACCAUGCCUUCAUUCUCCUCCUCCGGUGCUCCGUCAACGCCCGCGCAACCACACAUUCUUCAUCAAAGCCUCAGUUUCUGCCGUUGAACAACAGUCGCAGAAGAAGGUCGCUCUCAUCAGAAUUGGCACUAGAGGAAGUCCAUUAGCUCUGGCACAAGCUUACGAGACGCGCGAUAAACUCAUUGCUUCAAGUAGCGAGCUGGCAGAAGAGGGCGCCAUCGAAAUUGUGGUGAUUAAAACGACAGGUGACAAAAUCUUGAGUCAACCUCUUGCAGAUAUCGGUGGCAAGGGUUUGUUCACUAAAGAAAUAGAUGAAGCUCUUUUGAAUAGUGAAAUCGACAUUGCUGUUCAUUCAAUGAAAGAUGUUCCUACGUAUCUGCCUGAAAAGACAAUUUUGCCCUGCAAUCUUCCGCGUGAGGAUGUUCGUGAUGCGUUUAUUUCCUUGAACGCAACUUCAUUAGCUGAUCUUCCAGCUGGAAGUGUUGUUGGCACCGCAUCACUCAGAAGAAAGUCUCAACUGCUUAACCGAUAUCCAUCACUCUCUGUGUUGGAAAAUUUUAGAGGCAAUGUGCAGACUAGAUUAAAGAAACUAAAUGACGGUGUUGUUGUAGCAACGUUAUUAGCAUUAGCUGGACUAAAACGGUUAAACAUGACUGAACAUGUGUCUUCCAUUCUUCCUAUUAAUGACAUGCUUCCUGCUGUUGCACAAGGUGCGAUUGGAAUUGCGUGUCGAGAAGGUGAUGAUAAGAUGGCUAAUUACAUAGCAAAGCUGAACCAUGAAGAGACAAGAUUAGCGGUUGCAUGUGAACGGGCAUUUCUAUUAACACUUGACGGAUCUUGUAGGACACCCAUAGCGGGAUACGCUUGUAAAGACGAAGAUGGCAAUUGCCUCUUCAGAGGAUUGGUGGCCUCGCCUGAUGGAACGAAAGUUUUGGAAACUUCUAGAAAGGGAUCGUAUGCUUAUGAAGAUAUGAUUCUGAUGGGGAAAGAUGCUGGUGAGGAACUACUCUCGCGUGCGGGUCCUGGUUUUUUUGAUAGUUGAGGUCUUUGAAUUCGGAUUGUGUCUGGCUAGCUUCUGGUGAGAUGUUUUGAUUUGUUGUAUCAUUUGUGUAGUUUAAGAAUAGAAUUUGAUUUGUCCCGUGUAAUGUAGAUUUGUUGCGUCAUUCGGGUAAUUUAAGAGAACUUCUAGAUAAGUUUUUAAGAUUUGCUG